Molecule: messenger RNA, 2403 nt
Organism: Saccharomyces paradoxus
Lineage: Eukaryota; Fungi; Ascomycota; Saccharomycetes; Saccharomycetales; Saccharomycetaceae
Gene: VPS72
Product: Vps72p
Exons: 1
Coding region: 1-2403 (800 amino acids)
Biological process (GO): chromatin remodeling; regulation of DNA-templated transcription
Cellular component (GO): nucleus
Molecular function (GO): ATP-dependent H2AZ histone chaperone activity
Source: RefSeq, a predicted model, not a curated record
AUGAGCGAUGAAGGUGAUGAUAAUGGUCUAGAUUACAACACGGAGUUUAUUAUACAAACACGAUCGAGGAGGUCCAAUGCCGGUAAUAAAUUACAGAAACUAUUGGAACAGGAACUGAGGGAUAUAGAAUCCACCAAAAGACAACUUUCUUCUUACAAGAACGGUGACGAUGAUGAUGAAGACGAAAUCGGACUGUUGUUUCAGGAAGAUGAGGAUGAUGAAGAUUUUGAAGUAAUGGCAAAAGAUGAUAAUGAUGAAGGGGAAGAAGAAGAAGACGAUGAGACCCAAAGCAUAACAAGAGAACACUCUCAGGUUUCAAGUGAGCAAGUAGCUGAUGAUUUAAUGUUCAGCAGUAGCGAAUCUGAAAAUUCCAGCAACGAAAAUGAUGAAGAUGCAGAGGAAAGGGAAAUACGAAGACAAGAGCUACUCUCAAGAAAAAAAAGAAACAAGAAAUUACAGAAGGGUCCCGUAAUAAUCAAAAAGCAAAAGCCCAAACCUAAGUCGAUAAAAGGGGAUGCUGCACCAAGAUCACACCAUAGCCAUGAACAAUUGAAUGCAGAGACUUUACUGUUAAACACUAGGAGAACUUCUAAAAGAUCAUCAGUAAUGGAAAAUACAAUGAAAGUUUAUGAGAAAUUGUCUAAAGCUGAGAAAAAGAGAAAAGUUAUACAAGAAAGAAUAAGGAAGCACAAAGAGAAGGAGUCUCAGCAUAUGUUGACUCAAGAAGAGAGAUUAAGAAUUGCCAAGGAGACUGAGAAGCUGAAUAUUUUGUCACUAGAUAAGUUCAAGGAACAAGAAGUUUGGAAGAAAGAGAAUCGUUUAGCUUUACAGAAAAGACAAAAACUGAAAUUCCAGCCAAAUGAAACUAUACUACAAUUUUUGUCUACUGCAUGGCUAAUGACCCCAGCAAUGGAAUUAGAUGAUCGUAAAUACUGGCAGGAACAAUUGAGUAAACGUGACAAGAAAAAGAAGAAAUAUCCUAGGAAGUCAAAGAAGAAACUAAAUCUCUGUCAGCAGGAUACAUCAGACGAUAAAAAGGAGGAAAGAGAGGGAUCAACAAGGAACGACGAUAGUGUAAAUCCUGCGGAGGAAAAUUCUUCCACCGUACACAACCAAGAAAUGUUUGAAGUUGGAAAAGAUUCUACUAAUGAUACGGUUGAAGAAGGAUGGAGUCCAGAUGCAGUGGUAAAAACUGUAAACCCAGAGGAGCUAAAGCCAACACCAUUACCUGAUGUCACAUUGAAUGAAAAUGCAGACAACCAGAAUACCGUUGAUGAGGCUUCCAACGGCCAAUCACAAGAAGAUAUAACAGAUGCCAAGCAGAAAAUCACCAAUGUAAGCGAGCCAAUACAAAAUUUACAGAGUAAAGAAAUAAAAGAUGAAUUGACAAGUGCUCUAAAGAAUAAAGAAAAUUCUUUUAAAGAAUCAUCACCUGCUGGCCAAGCGAUCUCACAAAGUGAUGAGUCAGCAACACCUCCGCCGUUAAACUCUACUGGCACUGAAGAUACUAUGUUGAUCUCUAAGGAUACAGAUAUUAAAGAAGAUAUUGAACCUGGUGUGAAAAUUGAAGACACCAAGAACUUUCCUCAUAAUACACCCCGAGAGAUCGAGAGCAAUACUGCUACUACUGCUUCAAAACAAGUUACGUUCACAGAUCAUCCGCAAGUGGCCAUAAUUGACACUGAAGAGUCACCUUCAAAAAAAACCACAGCUAACAUGAAUGAAUCUUCCACGGAGGAUUCUUUACCAACACCUAUCUACGAAGGACCUGAACAAUUAACCUCCAGAAACUUUGUCACACUUUAUGAUUUUCCUAAUACGCCGCCGAAUUUAAAAGAUUUUAAUACAAAUUUAUUUGGUGAUCAGUGGGCUUACACAAAUGGAUUAUCCGCCACUCAGCGUCCACAAGAUAUGAAAACUGUUUUCCACUCCAUUUUACCGUCACCAUCUCAGUCUUCAGUAUCGUCUUCUACCGUAGAUAUAUCUCUUGAUUUAUCAGCUCUAGCAAAUUUUCCAUCUUUUGGUGAAUACGAUAAGAAAAUCGUUCAUCAAAUCAAUACAGAGACAAAUAAGGAUUUGGAAAUUAAAAUCAAAACACAACCUCCAACAGGUGUUUUCUUAGCCAAUGGUAUAAGAAAAAAAUGUUUAAUUACAAAUAAGGAAUGUCAGUACUUUGAUCCAAGAACUGGUGUGCCGUAUUCUGAUGUGGAAGCUUAUAAAAUCAUUCAGCAGAUUCAAGAUCCCAUCUCUAGGGAAGAGGGAAGGACAGAUAUCAGGCGUGGUGAAACGACAGAUGAGGAUAGUACUGAUCAGGUAAGGUUCAAAUGGUUUGGGUUCAAAAAUGGUGGUAUUUACCUUGAUCUAGAUCAAAGACCUGCAAAGGGUGUUCCUGAAGGAUUUUAA